Messenger RNA from Populus trichocarpa (black cottonwood), 4371 nucleotides. Its product is annotated as COP1-interacting protein 7. The coding region runs from base 245 to 4201 and encodes 1318 amino acids. NCBI's taxonomy places the organism in Eukaryota, Viridiplantae, Streptophyta, Magnoliopsida, Malpighiales, Salicaceae. The transcript has 13 exons. The record is from RefSeq and is a predicted model, not a curated record.
AAAUUUCUUACUGCCCAGUUGGUAUCCAAAGCAAAAUCUCUCUUUCCCCUUUACUACCUUGCUGGGCUCUCAGCUGCAACUUUUCUUCUUCUUUUACAGCUCUCUUCUUUUCACAGAGAGCGAAACCUUUAUGUAUCAAUGGCUCUUUUGGCAAAUUGAUCUUUCUUUCUUUCUUGUCUUCCUUUCCCCCCCCCUCAUUUGAUCUCAUUUUUUGGGCCAUUAAAGAUUAGUUUUUUUGUUAAGAAUGAAGUCUUCAACUCGGCUUGACUCGGCCGUUUUUCAACUCACUCCAACUCGAACCAGGUGUGAUUUGAUUAUAUGUGUAAAUGGGAAGAUAGAGAAAGUAGCUUCUGGGUUGGUACAGCCAUUUCUUGACCACUUGAAAACUGCUCAAGAUCAAGUGGCCAAGGGGGGCUACUCAAUAAUUCUUGAGCCUGGAAGUGAUGCAACGUGGUUCACGAAAGGAACAGUUGAGAGAUUUGUUCGCUUCGUGAGUACACCAGAGGUGUUGGAACGGGUUUACUAUUUAGAAUCUGAGAUCUCGCAGAUCGAGAAGGGAAUUGCAAUUCAAAGCAACAAUGAUACGGGGUUGAGCUCAGUAGAAGAUCAUCAAGCAAAACCUGUAGAGCGCAUUGAAGGUAGCAAGCCUCUGACAGAUUCUAGUGAGGAAAAAGCCAUUGUCCUUUAUAAGCCUGGCUCAGAUCCACAUGAAGCAGAUGGGUCGACUGUGCAGGAAGGAAAUUCCAAGGUUCAGCUUAUGAAAGCUCUGGAGACACGAAAAACUUUGCUGCAGAAAGAGCAGGGCAUGGCCUUUGCACGUGCUGUGGCUGCUGGUUUUGACAUUGAUCACAUGGCACAUUUGAUAUCAUUUGCUGAAAGUUUUGGAGCCUUACGCUUGAUGGAUGCCUGUGUCAGAUUCAUGGAAUUAUGGAAAAGAAAGCAUGAAACUGGCCAGUGGGUUGAGAUUGAAGGAGCUGAAGCAAUGUCUAGCAGGUCUGACUUUUCUUCCAUGAAUGCGUCGGGCAUUGUUCUUUCUAAUACAAUAAACAAGCAGUGGCCUGAAACUCCUGAUAGUAAAAGGAAAGCUGGUGCUGACCCAAGUGCAGGUAUGAACUCAAAAUAUGAGCGGCCUCCAACAGAUCAACAACCAUCACCAGGCCAGCAGGAGUAUUUUCAAGGCCAGUUUCCACAUCCUAUGUUUCCUCCUUGGCCCAUUCAUUCUCCACCUGGAGCAGUGCCUGUCUUUCCAGGGUAUCCCAUGCAAGGCAUUCCUUACUACCAGAAUUAUCCAGGAAAUAGCCCAGUUUUUCAGCCACCAUAUUCAUCAGGGGAUGAUCCUAGAAUCAAUGCUGGUCAAAGAAUGAGUCACAGAAGGCAUUCAAUGGAUAGCAAUACUGAACCUGAAGCUUGGGAAGUGGAUGCUUUGAGAACAAGAUCUCAGGAUGAGACAGAAGAGAAGGAAACUUCAGGAGGUCGAGAACCUGGGAGGAAGGGAAGUCGUUCAGGUAAAAGACAAUCAGGUACAGUUGUUAUUCGGAACAUCAACUACAUUACUUCAAAGAGACAGGAGGCAUCUGGUAGUGAAUCUCAAUCAGCUUCUGGUUCUGAAAAUGACGAGGAAGAUGAAGUUUUAUUGAACACCACUCCGAAUUCCAAGCAUAGGAACUCUCUGAGAUCCUCAAAAAGGAAGGGAAGCCAUAAAAAAUCUGUGGAUAAACUGAACUCGUCAGAUGUGGCUAGAACAUCUUAUGGGAAGGAGGAUGAUGGUGAACACUGGAAAGCAUUUCAAAAUUAUUUGCUAAAAGAUGCUGAUGAAGCUGAACGUUCUGUUGAUCAAGGCAUGUUUGCAAUGGAAAAGAAUGUUCGAGCAAAAAGGCGACAAAAUACAAUGGGUGAUGAUCCCUUAGUUAUUGAUGGACGAGAUCCAGGUGAUAUUCAAGAAGGGGAUGUGACAGAUAUGCAGAAAAUUAGUGGAAACUGGACCCGCAUGACUAAUGCAUCAAAAGAUGAAUUGUUGAUAUCAAGAAAAAUGGGCGAGCCUAAUGAUGGUACAGGGUUUGUAAAUGGUCAAAUGGAUCUACAGUCUGUGGAUAUAGAUGGCAGGAGAGGUCGGUAUAGGAUGAAUGCAAAUGAUGAUUUUGUAAUUCAUGGACGAGAAAACAAGUCAGGUUAUAGAAGUUCAUCAUCAGAUCCACUAGCUAUUAAUGGUUUUGAGACUGCAAAAGGUGAUCUGGACAGGAGAUCAUCCAACAAUAUGGAUGACGAUUCAUAUGUAGUUUCACUACGGUCAACAUCACUAGAUCAAGUUGUAACUGAGGGAAGAAACAUUAUCGAUGUGGAUUCUGAGUUCCCAUCAACAGCUCAGAAGACAGAAAACUUAUCUAACAGGGUUGGAAGCCAAGUCAAAUAUGAACCAGAUGAUUUAAGUUUGAUGCCUGAACGUGGGACAGAAAAGGGAUCAAUCGGUUAUGAUCCUGCUUUAGAUUAUGAUAUGCAGGCCUCACUACAUAAGAAAAAUAAGGUGGUAACUGGGCAAGGCUCUACGAAGUCAGACAAGUACCGGAAACCAAAACUCAUUCCAGAUACUUCAGACAGGAAGAAGACGGUAGGACCAAUAAGGAAAGGAAAGCCUUCAAAGUUGAGUCCUUUGGAUGAAGCAAGAGCCCGUGCUGAGAAGCUAAGAGCAUUUAAAGCUGAUCUCCAGAAAAUGAAGAAAGAGAAGGAAGAAGAAGAGAUUAAACGACUGGAAGCUUUGAAGUUAGAGAGACAAAAGAGAAUUGCUGCUAGAGGCAGUUCCACUACUGCUCUGCCAGCAUUGCAGCAAACCAGAAAACAAUUGCCAACAAAACUUUCCCCAAGCUCUCACAGAGGAUCAAAAUUCAGUGAUUCAGAGCCUGGAUCCUUAUCACCUCUGCAAAGGUUCUCCAUCAAAAGUGUUUCCGCAGGAUCGGGUGAUUCUCGGAAAGUCUCUAGGUCCAGCAAAUUGAGCACUGGACCUAGCACAGCUGGAAAUAGAUUAACUCUGUCAUUAUCGUCAUUGUCUGAACCAAAGAAUGAGAAAAGUGGUGUAACAUCUGAUUCAAAGGCAUCGAUGGCCAGGAUUAGAAGAUUAUCAGAGCCAAAAGUAAGUAGCAGCAAUCAUGCUUCAAUUAAACCACGAAAAACUGGACCAGUACUGAAACCAAAAUUAUCCAGUGGGACUGAGAGCAAGAAAAUAUCUGCCAUCAUGAACCAUGAUAAAAGCAAGGCAGCAUCUCUUCCAGAACUGAAAACCAAAACCACUAAAGGGCAUGAUUUUGCCCCUGGCAAUUCAGCAGCAAAAGAAAUUCCACAGAAGAUGCACGAAAGCAAGGCCAUUGCAACUUCGGAGAGCAAUGAACUGAAACAGAAUGGAAACAAAAUUUCACAUCAUAGUGAUGAGGAUGACAACCCAAUAAUUGAGAAGACUGUUGUUGUGCUCGAGUGUGAGAAGCCCUCCAUUCCCUAUGUACACACAUCAGAGCACAAAAUAGAAGUACAAGAUGGAUACUCUAAUAACUAUAAAUUAGGGGAGAAAACAGAGACUGUGGUGGAUUAUGCUGCUAUUCGAGCACCAGUUUCACCACUUACCAUGGAUGGGAUUGGUAGAAAACACACUGAGCACCAGUUACCAAAGCACCCUGGGCUUCAUGAGGCUGCAUCUGUACAUGCAAGUCAUGCAGAGAAGGAAUCACCAAAGCUUACAAGCACCAUUGUUGAGAAGCCCUACCAUGCCCCUUAUGCUCGGGUCUCAUCUUUGGAAGAUCCAUGUACUGGAAAUUCCGAAUACGGCAAAGCACCUCCAUCAAGCGUAACGGAUUCAGCAGGCACAGAGACCAUUAAAGCUCACGUGUCUGGUUUAAAAAGCUUGAAACUAGAAGAGAUCCCUGAAGCAUUGGAGAAGCCUCAUACGAAGGAAUCAUCGAAAGGGUUUCGACGAUUGCUGAAGUUUGGAAGAAAGAGUCAUACUACAGGUGAACGUAAUGCAGAAAUAAAUCAUGUCAGUUUGAAUGGGUCCCAGACAGAUGAUAAUGCUGCCUCUUCCAGUGAAGUUCAUACAUUGAAGAAUCUUAUCUCUCAAGAUGAAACCCUCACUGCUGGCUCCAAUCAAAAGACUUCUCGUCACUUCUCAUUGCUAUCGCCCUUCCGAAGUAAGACAGGUGAAAAGAAGUUGACUACUUGAUAGCUGAUAUGUGGAUGUACCAAAGCAGAAAGCUGGUCUUGUUUUGCACGAUUUUUUUGUGCUUUGUUGAUUUUCAUGUCUUGUAAUUGAAAGAAAGGUAUGUUAGUUUCAUUACGCAUAUCGGUCAAUGUACAUUCACAUUCAAUUUCUAAAUUUCUUUUGAUUCAUUA